GUAAUGGCGACGGAUUCGGACACGAAUGCUAUCGCCGAUUUUGAUAUAGAUGAAGUUAUAGAUUGGGACAAGCACGAUAUUCCUUCAAAGGACAUUGAGUUUGACCACCUUCAAAGUUUGAAUGUAGCAGCAUCCAAUGUUGUAUCAACACCCACUACGCAAUCAUCAGCAUCAAAUUCUCGGAACAGUGGAGGAAAUGAAAGUCUGGUCCUGGACAGGAGCUUGCAUCACAGUCGUGACCCUGGAACAGCUAUUGUCAGUUUACCUCAAGUUCCACAAGCCUCUGCUAUAAAUCCAGUAUUUCCUGGAGACCCUAGUUCUUUGUUAAAUGAUAUCCGUCAAGAGUACCUUCAUGCACAGAGUCUUGGUGGACGUUCUAGGACACCACCAACUCCAACUUUUCCAUCAGAGAACUUUGAUUUACCUCCAAUUACACCACUAGGAUCAAUGCAUGGUCAUUCAACCUUUCCUGUUGGUCAGCAGCCCCUGAGAAUGGCCCUUUUGGCAAAUCUCAAUAGGCCAACAACAGUCCAACCACCAAUGCCCUCAUUUGUGCAGACAAACCUCCCUCCAUCCUUGAUCAGUGUUAGUAUGAAUACUCAGCUUCAGUCAAUUGGGGGUGACUCCAAUAUUGAGCAACUCAUUGAUGAAAUUGUCGAGCGAGAUAUGCCUCAAGGUGUCAGUGAGCCAAUAGUUUUCACACCUCAAGUUCCACAGGAGCCAAAUCCUUCUACAGCACAUUUACAGAUGGCAUCGAAUGCCUUACAAAAGGGCAUUUCCACAGGACCUGUUCGCUCAUCAAGUCCUGGACAGUUGUCAGUUGCUCCAACAGUUCCAGGAGUAAAAAAUACAUUACCUCUUGGAGUAGUAACAGGAGGAAGCCCUCUAAAUAGUGCCAGUAGUCCAGGGAGUCCACUGGCAUCAUCAAGAAGUCCAAGUCCCAAUAUAAAACAAACAAACCAUGCUGGAAAAUUGUCUGCUUCAGUAAGGUCCACAAAUCAAUCUGUGAGACACCCAUCACCCAGUAUGCAGCCUGGCUCUCCUCUGCAGAAUAUGGGGGGGUUGUCUCCUUCUCAGUCAUCAGUAAAAGCCACAAGGACAUAUACUUCGCAUAGCCCCCAGAUUCUAACAAGUUCACAGAUGCUACAGAUGGCUGUUCCAUCAGUUGUGGCAUCUUCAAGCAGCAAAGGUGGAUCAUCUCUUUCUCAAUUUGGGGUAAACUCAGCAAAGCUUACAACAAAUAGUGUUCCUGUUAAAAGUAAUGUGGAAGGAACAAGUGUGAAUUCUCAGAGUUCUAGAAUUACCAUGUCAGCACCUGCAGUUCAAUCACCUAAUCUACAGUUGCAGGGAGAAAACAUAGCUACUCAUAAUAUGGGUGUUUCUGGUACAAAUCCCAACAACUUGUCUGCACAGAAAAUUUUGCAAGGGACUAUUAUAAACCCAAUUGGUACCCAGGCUGGUGUAAAACACAAUCAAACUAAUCCGUUACAAGCUUUCACAUCAAACCCUGCAUUGUUGAGUCAGCUUGUGAAAGCCAUUGGACAGCCCAAGCAACAGGGAGCUACUAGUCAGACUGUAGCAUCAACAGGAAAUAUUCAGACUGGUCAACCACUUAUUUGUUAUGUUGUUCCACAAAACCCAACAUCAGGAGCUCAGAGUUCACAAGUCACCAAAUCAUCUCUUCCUGUAACAGCAUCAAAUCAGCCUGUAAAAAUGAUUUUAGUUAAUGCAAAUUCAACUCUUAAAUCACCUGUGUCAGUGAAACAGCAACCAAUGAAAAUGACAUUAAUGAAUGCAGCUAACCCUGGUUUGAAUUCCAAGACUGUGUUACCUUUUUCUCAGCAAGGAGGAGCUAAUGUUCAACUGGAAGCUAUCUCAAAUCCAAGCAUUACUAAAAUAUCCUCAUUUGCAAAAUCUGAUCCUUUAUCUGUAAGUGGAGUUAAUGGUGAAACAAUCAUGGUGCAAAAUAAUGCAGAACCCUUUAUGCAGUUGGGUACAACAGAGCAAAAGAUAUCUCCAGGGUUGUUUGGAAAUAAUCCACUUGGUAAACAAAGCUCAAAUACUGUUGGAUCCACACAGCCAAGUAGUAUACCUCUGCAACAAACACCUUUGCCAGGUAGUGGUAAUGUAGUUCAGAUAACAUUUGUCAAUGAGGCAACAGCAAUUAGUCAAGUGGUUGCUGCCACUCCCACAUCUACAUUGUCAUCAACAUCAGGUGCAAGCCAGGCUCUGUCACCAGUGAACAUCAAACCAUCUGUGUCAGGCUUUGCAGAAGAUCAGAUGUCAUCACCACAAGUUGCAUUAGGUUCUAGCACAGAGCCAAUAAUUAGUGGGAAUCUCCAGGACAGUGAAGAUGACGAUGAUGAUGAUAGUACACCUUUAUCGCAAGUUGCAGAAAGCCUAAAGAAGGUGACUGGUGCUCAUGAUGUUAAGAGAAAAAAAAAGAAAAAGAAAGAUAAAGGAACUAAACGAAAAAAAAGAGACAAAGAUAGUCUGGAUCUUAACAAGCCUCUUACAGCUUAUGAGCUGUUCUUCAAGGAGACACAGGCAACCAUUCGCUCAAAAAACCCUGCGGCUCAGUUUGAAGACAUUAGGAAAAUUGUGGACCAGAUGUGGGAAAACUUAACUGAAAACAACAAAAAGGCUUUGCAAGAGAAAGCACAGCAGGAAUAUAAAAAAUCACAAGAGGAACACAAAGCUAAAACGUUCUUUCAAGAGGAAGAACCAAGUGUAAAACUCAGGAAGAGUGAUAGAACUGAUUCUAUACAAUCACCCAGUGUGGAUGUACCUGUUACAUUGGAACCUAACAAAGACACUCCUGCUGUGACUGUCAGUAAACCCUUGAGCCGUACUCUAAGUCAGACUCCUAUGGCUGAAAAGCCAGUAGCAACUGUACCUCCAAUGGCAGCUAGCAAGGCACCAACCGGCACAACAACUCAGUCAACAGUCAACAACCCAGUCUCUACAAAGACCAAGAAGAGCAAAGUUACAGUGAAGCCAAUAACUCAACGAAUGUGUUUGUGCAAUGGCUGCAACAAGCCAGCAAGUACAACAAAGGAACGUGGCACUCAAUACUGUAGUAAUGAGUGUAUUGUCAAACACUGCAGAAUGGUUUUCACUUUGUGGGUUGAACAGAGGAACAUGAAGUCAGACACCAGCUGAUACAGCUCUUAUUCU
This is a messenger RNA of Stylophora pistillata, 3177 nucleotides long. RefSeq lists its product as uncharacterized. Gene Ontology annotation, biological process: regulation of transcription by RNA polymerase II. Lineage: Eukaryota; Metazoa; Cnidaria; Anthozoa; Scleractinia; Pocilloporidae. The record is from RefSeq and is a predicted model, not a curated record. Gene Ontology annotation, cellular component: nucleus. Gene Ontology annotation, molecular function: chromatin DNA binding.